Molecule: messenger RNA, 726 nt
Organism: Maniola jurtina (meadow brown)
Lineage: Eukaryota; Metazoa; Arthropoda; Insecta; Lepidoptera; Nymphalidae
Exons: 2
Coding region: 1-726 (241 amino acids)
Source: RefSeq, a predicted model, not a curated record
AUGGUCGCCUUGCUUGGACCUCUAGGUUACCAAUUGACUUCAACUAAUUUGUACUCGUGGCCCAAUAAAGGCGACCCCGCCUUGGCAUGCGCGACCCGCGACCUGCGACGUGCCAUUAGCGCCGCGCAUUCAAUAAUAAUGAACGAGCCACACCAAAAUAUCCCCUGUUUUACACCCACUCGCUCGCUCGAUCCGCCGCCGCACCGACCGACCGCAUUUUAUUUUUUCGCUGUCGCACAUUUCGCCGUCAUAGCUAUUUCCACUCGAGGCAUUAUACUCGCAUACGUGUGUGAGUCAGUCCACGUGGACCGCUCCGUCGUCGUCGAGCGGAAUCCGCCGAACACCGCUCGCCGGUUGGUGCAAACGUGUCGAUCGCUUAUUAAGGGCGGAGUUACACGCGAUUCUGCUCCGCCGUUGGCUGGAUCCGCGCGCGGAGGCCCUGGGGUUGGUGGAGGUGAUUUUUAUAAGCGCGGCAGUCCACGUGGACUCGUUUAUCUAUUCAGACGCCGGCGGCGCGGUCGCGGGGGGAGGCCGGGGGGUAUACGGGCAAUCAGUAAAGGCGGGAGGAAUACGGCCAUAUUUAUAAGAGCUGCGGGGAUGCAAUCACGAAGCGGCUCGGGGGUCGGCGGGCGGUCGGGGGGAGAGGCGGCGGCCAUUUUGAGGGCAGCUCUUUUUAUUCGUUUUUCGCGCGGGGUGCGUCGGCGACGGGAGCGCGCCGUGCGCUAA